AUGGCAGCGCUUCUUCAGUCCGCAUCAUGCGUCGGCUUCGCCGCGAAUCAGCUCAGCGGUCAGAAGCUCGCGUCACUCGCGUCGAACGCGUCGCCCAAGCAGCUGCGACGGCCGGCAACGGUGAUUGAGGCAACGGCAGCACCGGCCGCCGUCGCACAGAAGGCGUCUGCGAAGAAGGGCGACGUCGCACGAGUCGGAGUGCUCGGAGCAAGCGGAUAUACCGGUGCUGAGAUCGUUCGUCUGCUGGCCGUGCAUCCGUCGCUGCAAGUCACUGUCAUGACGGCAGAUCGCAAGGCCGGGCUGCCGCUCUCGUCCGUCUUCCCUCACCUCAUCUCCCAGGUCGAUCUCCCCAACAUGGUCGCCGUGGCAGAUGCGGAUUUUUCCCAGGUGGACGCGGUCUUCUGCUGCCUGCCGCACGGCACCACUCAGGAAAUUAUUGCAGCGCUGCCCGAGCACCUGAAGAUUGUGGAUCUGUCUGCUGAUUUCCGGUUGAGGGACGUGAACGAGUAUGCACAGUGGUAUGGCGGCGAGCACAGGGCGCCCAAGCUGCAGGAAGAGGCGGUGUAUGGGUUGACUGAGAUCUACAGAGACGCAGUGAAGGCUGCCCGCCUGGUGGCCAAUCCCGGAUGCUAUCCCACGUCCGUGCAGCUCCCUCUCAUCCCCCUUCUUCAGUCCAAGCUCAUCCUGCCAGACGGAAUUAUCAUCGAUGCCAAGUCGGGAGUGAGUGGAGCAGGGCGCGGGGCCAAGGAGGCGAAUCUCUACACGGAGGUGGCCGAGGGCAUCCACCCGUAUGGCGUCACCAACCACAGGCACGUGCCCGAGAUUGAGCAGGGCUUGAAGGAGUUUGCAGGGGGAGCGGAUGUGACUGUCAGCUUCACUCCCCACCUCAUGCCCAUGUCACGCGGCAUGCUGUCAACCAUCUACGUUCAGAUGGCACCUGGUGCAACAGUGGACGACCUGAGAGAACACCUGAUCAGCAGAUACCAGGAUGAGGAGUUUGUGGUGGUGCUGCCAAAGGGGAUUGUGCCGCACACACGCCACGUGAGGGGCUCCAACUACUGCCUCGUCAAUGUCUUCCCAGACCGCAUUCCGGGCCGCGCAAUCAUCACUUCUGUGGAGAGUCCCGCGCCGCACAUUGGCUUUAAGGCAGCUCCCCGCGUGCUCCUCCCCAAGCCUCGCGACACCGUCGCCAUCAACCGCCUCGCGAUCCUCCUCAUGUGGUUACCCGUUUUCGCCAUCCUGCUCGUGAUCCUCGGCGGAGCGUCCGAGCGUCUCCCUGUGUGGGACACGGGUCUGCUUGAUGACGUGGACGAGCAGCUGACGCGGCGAGCGCUCGCGCAGCUGGAGAAGGAUGAUGAGCUGGCAGCCGUCGGGAGGACGCAUGCCGUGCCUCCCAAGAUCGCGUUCCUGUUCAUCGUGCGGGGCCCGCUGCCGCUCGCGCCCGUCUGGGAGCGAUUCUUCAAAGGCCAUCAGGGGCGCUACUCCGUGCACGUGCAUGUCUCAACGCCCAACUUCACUCUGGACGACGUGGUGGACUCGCCCAGCUUCAAAGGCACCCAGGUGCCGGGAGUGCGGAUUUCAUGGGGCGGGCCAAAUCUAAUCCGAGCGGAAAAGCGGCUUCUGGCUGCUGCCCUCGAGGAUCCGGGCAACCAGAGAUUCGUGCUCGUGUCGGACAAGUGCCUCCCCAUCUUCAACUUCACCUACGUGUGGGACUACCUGUUUGCCACCAACGUCAGCUUCAUCACCAGCUACGAAAGCGGGUGGAGAUGGGUGUUCACAAUGGCUCCCACGAUCAAGCGGCACCAGUUCAGAAAGGGGUCGCAGUGGUUUGCCCUAACUCGUGCCCAUGCAGCCCUCAUUGUGAGGGACCGAAAGUACUAUGAUCUCUUCGUAGAGACCUUCUCUGAGGUAUGUGAUGGCAUGCGGGUCCCUUCCCUUGUUGAGGACCUCAAUUUUGAUUUUGAAGGCGGUAUUCCGGUUGCGAUCUUGGACGUGAUGGCGGAGGUCGAGGGAAAGCGCGUCAUCACUGUGGAUGACAUCAAGACGGUGCCGAUGGAUUUCCGGUUUCCUACAGCGAACCAGGCGAAGCACUGCUUCACGUGCUACAACGAGUUCCACAAGUGCAUUGCUGAGAAGGGCGAGGGCGCCUCGGAGUGUCAGAAGUUUGCCAAGGCCUACCGGACAUUGUGCCCUGCUGAAUGGGUUGACAAGUGGAACGAGGACAGGGAACAGGGUAUCUUCGUGGGCCGCUACUAA
Closterium sp. Naga37s-1 is the source of this 2256-nucleotide messenger RNA. Lineage: Eukaryota; Viridiplantae; Streptophyta; Zygnematophyceae; Desmidiales; Closteriaceae. The record is from the annotation of a GenBank genome assembly.